Molecule: messenger RNA, 441 nt
Organism: Eufriesea mexicana
Lineage: Eukaryota; Metazoa; Arthropoda; Insecta; Hymenoptera; Apidae
Exons: 1
Coding region: 1-441 (146 amino acids)
Source: RefSeq, a predicted model, not a curated record
AUGAAUCACGAAGGUCCGAUAAAGCAGGAUAGAUUGACGAAUCACUAUGGAUCCACGGAGCACGAAGGUUUCCCGAAAUUCAAUAGAUCCACAAAACGUGAUGGAUCCGUGAAGCACGAUGGACCCACAAAAAAGGGAUCCAGAAAGCACGAUAGAUCCACGAAUCACGAUGGAUCCGUGAAUCAGCAAACUUCCAUAGAGCGCGAUAUAUUCACUAGUCGCGAUGGGUCCAUGAAUCACGAAGGUUCCAUAAAGCACGAUAGAUUCACGAAUUACGAUGGAUCCAUGAAUCACGAAGGUUCUACAAAGCACGAUAGAUUCAUGAAUCACUAUGGAUCCACGGAGCAUGAAGGUUUCCCGAAAUUUAAUAGAUCCACUGAAUGUGAUGGAUCCGUGAAGCACGAUGGACUCACAAAAAAAGGGAUCCACAAAGCACGAUAG